AUGAAUACAACAACUAGUACGGGACAUACAAGACAACCACAAAGUACAAUCGCCAACAAGUACAUUUCACCAUUAUAUCUCUCAGCAAUAUCUAAAAAACCAAACAAGGCUCCACCUGUAAAGGAAAUACCCAAACAUAAAGUUGAUUCAUUCUUACAAUCAACUAUUGAAGUUAAAUCAAUAACACAUUUAAAAGAUCAACAAUCUAAACAUGUUCGAUAUAAUUUAGAUCCUAGAGAGAAGUAUAAAUAUCCAGUUACAAGUAAUCAAGAAUUUGGUUGGCUCACUUCAACUCCAUCAACUACAUUAAAUAAGGAGAAUGAAAAAUUUGAACAAACUUUUAAUAACAUGUCGCAUUCUACUAGAGAAGCAAAAUAUAAUCAAUCUAAUGUGAGAGAAAAUAGAAAGUUUAAUUUUCCAUGCAGUCAUACUGAUAUUGUAAAAUAUAGAAAUAACAUGAUUUUAAAUAAUCAUUUUUAA
This is a messenger RNA of Naegleria gruberi, 480 nucleotides long. RefSeq lists its product as uncharacterized. Lineage: Eukaryota; Heterolobosea; Eutetramitea; Acrasida; Naegleriidae. The transcript has a single exon. The record is from RefSeq and is a predicted model, not a curated record. The coding region runs from base 1 to 480 and encodes 159 amino acids.